Necator americanus (New World hookworm) is the source of this 1644-nucleotide messenger RNA. RefSeq lists its product as uncharacterized. Bases 1 to 1644 code for a protein of 547 amino acids. Lineage: Eukaryota; Metazoa; Nematoda; Chromadorea; Rhabditida; Ancylostomatidae. The transcript is spliced from 15 exons. The record is from RefSeq and is a predicted model, not a curated record.
AUGAUUCGUGCACGAGAAUCACCACCGAAAGGACUUGUGGAGAAACGUCGAGCGCAGUUCACAAAAGUCGAGCGACCUGCAUCAGCUGAUGAUGCUUUACGGGCGCCACGAUCCCGAUCGGUGCCCAUCUCAGCAGUGUUACUGAACGCUCAACAACCUCAUUUCCAGUUCUCCAAGGAUGGAAUUGAAAGUCCAACUCGUCAAGUGCAGAUCGAUAUGGUCCGCUAUGAUUUCCGAGCGCCAGCCGAUCUGUUGCGACGAAAUCCUGAUGAUCCUAUAGGCAGCGAAUGUGGUGAGGCGGCGACAACUAUGGAACGUUUAAGCGACGGCGAGUCACGAACGGUACGGGUGAUUCGGGAAGGUGGAAUUGACAGAGAGCGACGUCUUACACAACCACUUUCCCGAGCGGCAGCGCGAGCUGCAUGUCAUUUGGUUCCACGCGGUUUUCCCAUCGUUACAGUGAAUGUGACGGAUCCAAAAUCCGCAAGAAGACGGACGAUCAGCGAUGUACCACAGCCGGUCAUCAUAGAGGUCCGCGACAACAAAUCGCCACGAACCACGACAAUUCCUGUGAUACGAUCACCAGCGGCCACAUCUCCGUUGACGAACACGUUACCAAAACGUACAACCAGUCGAACAGUAGAAAUUGAGAAAUAUGACUCGAGAACAAUUACGAUUCCUCCACCUGAAACGCACCGACACGCGGAAACUCGUCCAACAAUCGGACGAGACGAACAGGGAGAAACGUCAACGGCCACAUUAUGGUCACCGUUACAAAAACGACCACGACAACCUCCAGAUCCUGGAAUUAUGCGAUGGGAUGAUAUCGAUACUGACAAUGAGAUCUCAAUAAAGGAAAGAGAACUGGCAAUUGCUAAGGAUACGAUUAAAAAGUUGUCACUUGAUCUUGCUCGAUUGGAGCGCGAUAAACAACAACUUGAGAUCGAAACUCGUCUGCAGCGGCAAAAAUCCGAGGCGGUAUUGGCCAGUCGAGUUGCGGACGCGAUUACACAACUUCGUAGCAGUAGCACUGAACCGGACGUCAAACCUCAAGUGGAAAAGAAACGUUCUCAACCGCCAAAAUUCGAUCCAGUAGCAAUCAAGAAAGAAUGCGAACGUAUGAUGGAGGUGCUUCGUCAAGAAGGUGGUGAUCAGUUCAGCGAAGAGGAACUGGCUCAUGCAAGUGAGGUGGACCGCGAAAUUGAACGCCUUAAACGAGAGUCCUUUGUCAACUUUCGCAGAAAAAUCAAAAUUUCACAGGUAAGCGCCAAAAGUAACUCUGUCAUGCGUACAGAGCAACAACAGAAGCAAACAAGCGUUCCGCCGAACGACUCCCACAGCGUCGCGUCGACAUCCGGUGAAGAGGACGACGGCAGCGAUAGCUCACAGAUCAUUUCCCUACGGGACCAAGUGGUCAUGUAUAACGGUGGUAACGCUGGAUCGAAUAACAAAGCAGCGUUAAUCAGUAAACUCGAACGUGAACUAACCGAUGCACAAACAUGUAAUCUUCGACUCAAUCAAAAAAUCGGUGCCUUAGUGUCUAGCGGGAACGCAACAAUCAAGAAAGAAAUGCUUGAAUUAAAGAACACUCUCGUUAAGAUCCUGAUCUCCAAUCACUCUCGAAAGCAUCGUAAACAUUCCUGA